AACAGGCCUUGGUGGGUGGGAGCCCCCAUGCUGAUGUGGGCUGCGAGCCUACUCUUUUCCAGCUCCUUCGCAGAGCUGGCAGGGUCUGAGCCGCUCAAGGCCCUUGCCACGGUUACUCAGGAUUUGUCUUUUCUAGUCAACCACAACAACAGGCCACCUUACUGUCAGUAUCAGUAUGGCUGGUGGGGAACUGAAACUGACGUGACACUUACACAGCACUGACAUGACAUCUUUCAAACUGCAAGCUGGAGGGAGCAAAAUCAGGGGAUCUUUUGUGAGGAAAAAGCUUAGAACUCAACCCUGUUUUACAGGUGAGGAAACUGAGGCACAGAGCAGGAGAGAGGGGCUUGCUGAAGGCAGAUCUGGAGGCAUGAGCUGUCUCUCCUUCUGGUCCCCAGCCUUCCCUGCGGUGCUGCUGCCUCUCAACCCCUUUCUCCGGUUCCCAGCAGAUCCUCCCCGGACAGAAGAGACCCGUUAGGCCCUAUCAAGUGGGGGCUUACACGUGGGUUUCUGAUGCCCACCUUAGUGGGCGACCUCAAGCUAGGGCACGGUUAUUAGGGAUGGCUGUCCUGGCCACAGCAGAGAUUUCUUCAUACCACACAGGGAGCCCAGCAAGGACCCAGCGCCUCAUCCACAGUCCCCACCCCUUCUUCAGCUACCUAGUUAGACAGGCAGCUGAUAAGACAUCCCUGUCCAUCCAUUUGGGUCUCAAUCUCUUUGCAAGCCAUGUGACCCUGGGCAAGUCACUUCCCUCCAGGCCUCAGCUGCUCUCUAAAGUGGGGAGGGUUGUUAGCAAGGCAGCUCUGUGAACGUAAUGGGUGGAUCCAAUCAGGGGUGUGAUAAAGAGAGAAUCAGAAAAUCUGGAACCUGGGCCCCUGAAAGUGACGUUCCUUCCCUGAGCCUCUCCUGCACAAUGGGGAUGAUGCACCCUGCUGGCAAAGUAGGCUUGAGUACUCUGAGUCACUAGUUCCCCUCCUGGCCCGAGGGAUCUGGAAAAGUUCGGGAAAGGAUUAUAGAAACCCAGAAGGGUUAACCGUCACCACCAGGACUUCUAGCUUUACCAGCCCAUUCUCCCUCUGAUAGGAAAGAGGCAGGUAUGAGGAAGGAUGGAGGUUACUUAGGGGCCAAGAAAUUGGCCCUGAAAACACAGGGGAACAGAGUGACGGGAGGCUUGAAAACCGCAAUCCUUCGCUCCUGAAGGGCCCUGGUCCCAUCUGGGUUACCUGCUACCCACCUGGGUCCUGGGGACCUCAUCUGUGCCAGGCCUUACUAACCCUGGCACCUGUGUUUAAGAUUGAUACUAGGGGCACCACGUACCCCAAUCUGAUGGCUCAGAUGGCUUUAUUUUCCCUUAACUCUAUCCCAGCUCCUGUCCACAGCUCCAUUCCUGAAGGCCUCAUGGUCUCUCCAGGAGCAGUUGUGGCCACAUCAAGCCCUGGGCUAACGGGGUCACUGGACUUUCUCCAGUGGGCCAGAAAGCACCAAUGUUCCAGGUGUUGGGGAGACCGUGCUGUGGUACCACAUGCUGUGAGGCUACCAAGGGCUGGGUAACCUGCAGGGGGGUGUGGAAUCCUCCAUCCACCUCUGACACCGGGGUGAUGUUGAGGAGCGGGGGAGGUCUGUUACGUUGGCCAGUGUCCUAAAACUCUGGGUACUUUUUCAUCUGUGCGCCUUGAAAACUGGCAGAGGGCAGGAGCCCCCAGCAAUGGCCGAUGAAUAGUAGCAGUAUUUCUAGGGCUCUACCAAGAGUUACAGAGAAGGUUUAUGUGGCCUGCCCUGGAAGAGACUUCAUUUUAUAGGUGGGGGCACAGAGGCCUAUGGAUCUACUUAAGAAAGCAACAGAGCUCACAAGAAAGGAAACAAACUGAAAGUCUGUUUAGGUUUGCAGUAAGCAUUGGCUACUGGCAUGACCCUUACAGCCAGCAUUUGGUAAGACUGUCUAAGGAGAGGAAGGCCCCCGAAAUUAACAGAGGAUAUUUUGCUCGCGUCCAUGGCGUCAGUCAGCUUGUAAAGGCAUUUCUACAGAAGACAGAAUGUCACUGUCAGAUUCUAAAUCUUGGGGCUGGGAUGAAUACCAUCUUCUGGAGACUAAAGGAUGAAGAUCUUCUCCCAAGUAAAUAUUUUGAAGUGGACUUUCCCAUGAUAGUCACGAGAAAGCUGCACAGCAUCAAACACAAGCCUUUCUUAUUACAACCCAUUAUAGAAUUACAUUCAGAGGACACACUGCAAAUUGAUGGACACCUGUUGGAUUCAAAGAGCUAUGCCAUUAUUGGAGCAGAUCUCCGAGAUUCACCUGAACUCGAAGAGAAGCUAAAGAAAUGGAACAUGAAUCCACAAUUGCCAACACUGCUGAUAACGGAACGCGUGCUGGUUUAUAUGACUCCGGAGCAGUCGGCCAACCUUCUCAAGUGGGCAGCUAACAGUUUUGAGACAGCUAUGUUCAUAAACUACGAACAGGUGAACAUGGACGACCGGUUCGGACAGAUCGCGAUCGAAAACCUGCGGAGGCGACAGUGUGACCUGGCGGGAGUGGAGACCCGCAAGCCGUUAAGAGUCACAGGUCGGAGAGCAGGGCGGGGACAUCCUUUGGUACCCUUAACCCGCCAGGGAAGGGCACACUCCCUUCUCAGAUCAGAGAAUGUGAGAAGCCCUGUCGAGUGCCCACCUGAACAGGCAGCUGGGGUUCCACGUGGCCCACUGGUUCGUCACACUAAAGAAGUCCAAGACCUGGGCCGCCAUCUUGGUUUGGAAAAUACACAUUCACAUUUCCCAUAUCCUAUUAUUCCAGUUUUUCAGUAUGCAUAUUUUCAAACAACAUGAAAGUAGAGGGAACGGUAGGACGAAAACCCAUGUCCCGUCAGCCAACUUUGGUGAUUCACAUUUUUCAAUAUUGUUUUAUUUAUCCCCAUUUUUCGUCGGUGUUGUCACUGGAAUAUUUUAAGGCACAUCCAGAGAGUAUAGCAUUACCCCCAUAAAUACUUCCAUGUGAAUCUCCUACCAGUAAGCAUUUUCUUCCCCCACCCCGGGAUAAUGGUAACAUCCUUACUGUACCUCACACAUCAGCCGAAACUCCUCCAUAGCACCUACUCCACAGUCCGUGUUUGGAUUUCCCCAGUUGUUUAAAAAAAAAAAAACAACAGAAAAAAAUUCUAUAGGUGGUGUGUUUGAAACAGGAUCCAAACACGGUCCAAACUUUGUACUUGACACGUCCCUUACAUUUCUUAGAAUGUGUAAUAGAGACUUUAAGUCUCUUUUAUUUAUUGUUUUUUAGUUUGUUU
Acinonyx jubatus (cheetah) is the source of this 3278-nucleotide messenger RNA. Its product is annotated as leucine carboxyl methyltransferase 1-like. Bases 1765 to 2820 code for a protein of 351 amino acids. The record is from RefSeq and is a predicted model, not a curated record. Gene Ontology annotation, cellular component: cytosol. Gene Ontology annotation, molecular function: protein C-terminal leucine carboxyl O-methyltransferase activity. Gene Ontology annotation, biological process: C-terminal protein methylation. Lineage: Eukaryota; Metazoa; Chordata; Mammalia; Carnivora; Felidae. The transcript is spliced from 8 exons.